AUGGACUUCGCUCCCUACCAGUCCUCCCCGCCGGAGCGCGAAAGAGCUCUCUCCCCUCCUCUAGCCUCGCCGCGCGCCUCGGCCGACUUUCGAAGACCAUUCUCGCCAUACAAUCAGCCCUCGCCGCCGCCUCUGCAGCACCCACAGCCACAGCGUUCAUGGCAACCGAGUCUGCCAGGGGCAUACCCGACAGCGGAUGCACACAGAGAGGGCGUGAGCGAGUUUGACACGAGCUUAGGAAUCCGUCUGGACUACGAGGCGGCUCUGGCGUACCUGGCUUUCCCGCCGCUGGGCGCCAUUCUGUUAUUGAUUGGGGAGCGGAACAGCGAUUAUGUGAGGUUUCAUGCAUGGCAGUCCGCACUUCUCUUCACGGCGGUCAUGAUCUUCCACUUGGUUUUCCUCUCGUGGUCAGCAUUCCUUAGCUGGUUCUUCUUCAUCGGCGACCUCUUCGUGAUGGUUUGGUUGGCGCUGAGGGCAUACCAAGAUGCGGAUACGCUGGACAGAUUCGAAGUCCCCAUCAUCGGGGCUCUGGCCAGUCGGAUUCUGGAUGACGAAUGA
Messenger RNA from Colletotrichum karsti, 558 nucleotides. RefSeq lists its product as uncharacterized. NCBI's taxonomy places the organism in Eukaryota, Fungi, Ascomycota, Sordariomycetes, Glomerellales, Glomerellaceae. The record is from RefSeq and is a predicted model, not a curated record. Bases 1 to 558 code for a protein of 185 amino acids. The transcript has 3 exons.